CUGUCUUCACUGGUGUCGGGAUAUCUCCUUGCGGAAGAGUAACCUUGAGAGCUGGGGCUUUAGUAUUGUUGGUGGCUAUGAAGAAGCUAAAGGUCACCAGCCAUUCUUCAUUAAAACUAUAGUGCCAGCCACCCCAGCAUUCUUCGAUGGAAGAUUAAAAUGUGGAGAUGAAAUUGUUGCAGUCAAUGGAGUUUCUGCAAUGGGUAUGAGCAAUGCAGAGCUGAUACCCAUGUUAAAAGAACAGAAGAACAGAGUGACACUGACCGUGGUUUCGUGGCCUGGGAGUACUGUGUGAUGCUGCUUAAGUGUUCAAUAAAGAGGCCUAAUAUUCUGCAUUUUAUCAUCUCUGAGCCAUUUGGGAAAUAUGAGGCCUUCCGUGUCCUGCUGUCUGUUUUCCUUGAUGUUUUCAAUAGAAGAUUACUGUUAGCCUUAAGGAGUAGAGAGAGACUUUUAAUAGACUGUGAUUCCCCCCCCCCCCCCCCAUUUAAGAUACUUUUUUUUUUAGAAAAAUGUAAAAUGUUUGGUGAAUCAGGAGAUGUAAAUGCAAGAGAGAAACUUUACAAGGAAGAGAUGAUCAUUACAAUACUAGAGUAGACUUAAUGAUUCUGUGCUUCAUGACAAGGGUAGUUAAAUGUGUGCUAUACUCUUAUCUAGUCUGUCUAUGAAUCUGACUAUGAAAUGGUUUCUGCCUUUUUGACAUACCAGCAAUCUAAGGGCUGUUAAACUCCAUUCUGCUGUACAUUUAAGACUAUGUGUUUAAGGAGGGGUUAAUAUUGCAAAUCUAGAAAUACUUCAUUAAUCUCCAACUCCAUUUUCCCAUCUGAAUUGUUUGAUCAUCCAAUCUGGAAUACAGUAUAUUGCUGGCAGUGGUGUAAAGGUUGUUUUUUUUUCAAUCAAAUUGUAACAAUGAAGAACUUUUUCUGAUUUCCUGCUAGUACUGCAGGUUAAAGGGUCAUUAAAGCAUUUUAUUUGUUGUAUCUAGAAUAGGGCAUUAAAAUAUAUUUUCUUUAAAAUGAUAGUAAUUGUCCACAAAUCAUCACACGUGGCAUAUACUUUUUGUCCACCAUGAUAUAUUUUUCAAAUGUGAUUUGUGGGCCUUCACUAUUAUAAAAGAGAGGCAUUUUUUUAUUUUACAUGUUUCUAUACAAGUGAGUUUCUAACCAACGGACCAAAACUGCACAGACAAUGCACUUUCUUUUCUUUUCAAAAUAAUCAUAUAGCAUAUUUAUAUAGUGGUCUUAUAUAUGCUUUAUGGAUUAUUAUUUUUUAUCAUUCUUUUUUUUAGAAUUUAAUGUCCCUUUAAUAUACUUUAGUGUCUCUAGUUUGUAUAAUUUAAAUACAAACCUGCUGAUUUGCAUGAAUGAUAGUUUUAGCUUUUUUCCCCGUUUUAAAACAUUUUAAUCUUUAAUGUUAUUAGUGCUGGGUUAUAUAUUUUAAUUUAGUUGAAUCUAUUUCACACUAUAGAAUGUAGAUAAUUGCCUGAUACUUUAGUGAGAAAGUGUAAUUGUUUUACAUAGGCUCCUCUACCCUGAAAUUACAGCAGAUAACAAUGAGAAUUGUUAUGACUCAAGCUUGCAGAUUUAUGUGUAUUAAUGCAAUUAUUGCCUUAUCCUCUAACAUCCUGUAGUCUAAUGAUCUCGCCUUAGGUUAAAUUAAGAGUCACACAGCCUUAUUAUUUCAAAUGAUUAUUGCUCAGAAUGUUGCCUUAUCUGCUGCCCCCACACUGCUUAAUGAAAGGUUCUAUGAAUCACAUUGUUUUCCCUAAAUUAUUUUAAAAGACCCGGUUAUACCAAAUGUACUGGGUACUUUUAAUAAUGUAGAUAUGUGUAAAAUGUCUUCUCACAAGGUUAUCUGACAUUGAAUAAGUUAUAUUUUAUUAUUGUGUUUGCUACAUGAAAAAAAUAAUUUCUUUGGGACACUUGCAAAUACUUUUCUGUGUAAUUUACAAAUGAUCAGGAUUGUCACAAAGUUGUAAUCCUUUCUGUCUGGACAGCUUGUUUGUAAUAUUGCACUAUUUCUGCUAUAUGUAAAUGGUCCUGAUUCACAAAUCCAUCUCAGGAAGUUUUGUCAUGAGAUCAAGAAGUGAUUUUUGUAAAUGUGUGAAAUAAAGUUUGCUUAUAAAAAAACAACAACUUA
Molecule: messenger RNA, 2136 nt
Organism: Bombina bombina (fire-bellied toad)
Lineage: Eukaryota; Metazoa; Chordata; Amphibia; Anura; Bombinatoridae
Product: ligand of Numb protein X 2-like
Exons: 2
Molecular function (GO): protein binding
Source: RefSeq, a predicted model, not a curated record